UAAAAAAAGUUUCAUCUCCGAAUAAGUUACUCGCACACAAUUUUUUCAGCGAUCGUUCCAGCUGUAAGUUUCCUGUAAAAUAACUUUUUAUAACUAUGACAACUUAUAGUCAAAUAGCAACUCUUGCAGCUGGAGUAGCUGGUGUUUCCUUCCUUGGCUACUGUCUGUAUUUUGACAGGAAACGUAGAUGUGAUCCACUUUUCAAGCAAAAACUAAAAGAACGUCGUUUGAAAAAUCAAAAAUCUGCUGAUGAUGAUAGUUCUAGUUCAGUUUUACCUGAUAUGAAAGAUCAAGAAGCUGUCCAAAAGUUUUUUCUUGAUGAAGUAAGCAAAGGAGAAGAGUGCUUGUCUAUGCAGGACUAUGACAAUUGUGUUAAACAUCUUACAAAUGCUAUAGUUGUAUGUGGUCAACCUCAACAGUUGUUGCAAGUCUUUAAACAAACACUGCCACCUGAUGUAUUUCAAAGUCUAGUUCAAAAUAUAGCUUUAUACGGAGCCAUGCAAAUGCAAAAAAUGCAGCCCUCACCUUCACAAGCUUCUGCUCAAGUAACUGAAGAUAAUGAUGGUCUUGACUAAUGUAUAAUCAACUGUUAAUGGAAAUAAAAUUUUAUGUGCGGACAUGUUGGCAUGACUAAUUCAAGCAGAUGUGAAUUGUUAAUAAAUGUUUUCAAUAGUAUGAAUUAAACAUGUUAAUGAAUAAAUGUUGUUUAUAAAGUAAAAAAAAAAAAUUAGGUUUCGAUUA
Molecule: messenger RNA, 741 nt
Organism: Hydra vulgaris (swiftwater hydra)
Lineage: Eukaryota; Metazoa; Cnidaria; Hydrozoa; Anthoathecata; Hydridae
Product: mitochondrial import receptor subunit TOM20 homolog
Biological process (GO): protein import into mitochondrial matrix; protein targeting; tRNA import into mitochondrion
Cellular component (GO): mitochondrial outer membrane; mitochondrial outer membrane translocase complex
Molecular function (GO): transmembrane protein transporter activity
Source: RefSeq, a predicted model, not a curated record